AUGUACUAUAAGAUGUUCUUGAAGCUCGACUUCAUGGAUUCAAAUCUACUACCGUCAGCAUACCCCUUAUUUGGCUUCAAGGUGAAUCCAGAAUACCCUCUCGGCAAGGUCACGGUUGCGAUACGUACAGGCACUAAGACCCUCGAUAUGGAGUUUCUGGUCGUUAAACUACCAUCGUCGUAUAAUAUCAUCAUGAGAAGAACUUGGCUACAUGCGAUACAGGCCGUAUCGAGCACCUAUCACCAGCUACUCCGCUUCCCAACACAACAUGGCAUUAAGCAAAUUCGAGGCUCUCAGAAGUCGGCAAAGGAUUGCUACCUUACUACUUCCGACAAGAAGUCAAAGGAGCUGGAGGUUAAUUCAAUUGAAAUCCUAGACCGGGAGAACCUCGAGGAUGUUAGGAAACUCCCCAUUGAUAAGGCAAUUGAGAAUCUCGUGCAGAUUCAAUUUGGUCAUGAACCAAAUAUAUUCUUCCUGAUCGGCGCCUGUCUGAAUUUCAACGAACGUCAGGAGUUAAUUUCAUUCCUAGUCAAUAAUAGUAAUGUAUUCGCCUGGACGCCUUAUGAAAUGCCAGGAGUAGACCCCAUCAUAGUACAACACCGUUUGAACGUGGACCUAAAGGUUAAGCCCAUCAUCCAGAAGAGUCGUCAAUCGGCAGCCGAGCAUACUUCGGCCAUUGUCGAAGAAGUUGACAAGCUUCUUGAGGCCAGUGCAAUCCGCGAAGUGAAUUACCCCACCUGGUUGUCCAACACUGUUGUUGUGAAGAAGAAAAAUGGGUCUUGGGGCGUCUGCAUGGACUUCACGAACCUGAAUAAGGCCUGUCCCAAGGAUUGCUUCCCCUCCCAUGAAUCAACCGGUUAG
This is a messenger RNA of Camellia sinensis, 861 nucleotides long. RefSeq lists its product as uncharacterized. NCBI's taxonomy places the organism in Eukaryota, Viridiplantae, Streptophyta, Magnoliopsida, Ericales, Theaceae. The record is from RefSeq and is a predicted model, not a curated record.